Molecule: messenger RNA, 495 nt
Organism: Puccinia graminis f. sp. tritici CRL 75-36-700-3
Lineage: Eukaryota; Fungi; Basidiomycota; Pucciniomycetes; Pucciniales; Pucciniaceae
Exons: 3
Coding region: 1-495 (164 amino acids)
Source: RefSeq, a predicted model, not a curated record
AUGAAGAUGUGUUUUGCUGAACUAUUAUUUUGCCUGGCAUCACACUUAACUUUCAACUUGGCGACUGGCAUGAUCACGCAGUGGGAAUGUGCUCGUCUGUGCAGCCCCAAAUAUAGCAAUAUCCGGGUUUACGAUGCAAACGGUGCAGAAUGUGGUCUCAUUCACAAAUGUUCCGGUGGCAUGUCACAUGGCAAAUGUAAACAGUUUAGGCAGAUGGACAUGGGUUACUGCAACUCUUGCACAGGCAUUCACAUGAUGUUUCAAGAAAAGGAUUGUCCACUGGAACUCAAACUUCAAGAUCACUGUGAUACUCACCCUUGUCAAACCACAGCAAUCCAAGGCUCAAAUGUGGAGCAUGGUAGCAAUCAACACAACAGUCACCAAGAAUUUUGUUCAUUAAAUGCCAUCAAGAUUAAUGAAAUUUCAUUUGUAUUGCAGCUCAAGUGCUACUACAAUCCAACUACAAUGACCCACUUGUGUGCUACAGGGGGCUGA